This is a messenger RNA of Aspergillus pseudotamarii, 623 nucleotides long. RefSeq lists its product as uncharacterized. The record is from RefSeq and is a predicted model, not a curated record. The coding region runs from base 8 to 403 and encodes 131 amino acids. Lineage: Eukaryota; Fungi; Ascomycota; Eurotiomycetes; Eurotiales; Aspergillaceae. The transcript has 2 exons.
CGGCACAAUGUAUAUCUCCAAAAAGCUCUCUCUCCUUUCUAUCCCCUUCGUCCUUGGGGGUGUAGCAGCAGCUGGUGGUUGUGGCGAUGCUGAUGCCUGCAUUGGAACCGAGUAUUGCACAACGGCCACCUUCACGACUCCAACGGCGACGACGAUAACAACUUGUGUUCCCACACCGACCUGCUUAGGCGUCUAUGCGGACUGUGUGUCUGGUGGUGGAGGCCCAGUAUGCUGCUCCACUUAUUGUGCAGCUACAAAAUGCCGUCCGACUGAUCCGAAAUGGCCUGGCUGCUCCGAAGACCUGGGUGUUUGCCUAGCUGAUGAGAACUGCUGUUAUAACAAUAAGUGUGUCGAUGGUCUUUGCCGCAGGGUUAAAAAAGAAAAAAGGACAGUAAUGUUUUGAACCAACGAUGGUCAGGGUUGAGAAAGAAUGAUGAUUUGUCAUGCAUGUUCUAGUUAUGUGAUCUGGUUGUCUCGAACUCUACAUAUUUGUAGUUAUGGAAAGCCCAGGUGGUUUACAUUAUGAUUGUUCAGUGGUAAGGAAAAGUAGUCAAGUGAAUACCUUCAUUUUUUUCUCUCCUAAUCGACUUUAAUGCUAUCAUCCAUCGUUUAUUGACUCUUCG